CGGUGCACUUGAGAUGGGGAAGAGUUAGGGAGGGUCUGCACCAGUGCCUCGGCGCACAGCUCCACAAAGUAGAGUUACCCCUAAAUCCAGGGCAAAUCCCCGGGACGUCCCCUCUCUGACGUGCAGUGGGGGUGCCACAGGAGUGGGGGGUCUUACACCAGGGUCUACUUUAAAAGCCCCUUGUGAAGAUGCGGCGUGAUCACUGAGGAAGAAGAGUCUGGGAGGCUGACACUGGUCUUUUUUUCUUCUUCUUGCAAUCAGUUGUUGCAGAUGUUUUGCGCAAGUUUUGGCAAGAGGCAAAAAUCGCGCUUAUUGGGAUUUCAAAGUCUUUAGUAAACUUCAGCAAACGCGGGGACUGAGAUCAGCGGCUUGAAAGCUCCACCUGAGAAGAAGUUGCUCUGUGUAAUUGCAGCAGUCCUCUGACUUCACCGAUCAAUGUGGCUUCUUGGAUCAUCCUCCCAAGGUGUGAUGGACGAGUCCCCCUCUGCACGGUUCGUUCAGAGUCCGGGGAACCAGUCCAGAGUCCACAGUAUAGAGGCGAUACUGGGAUUUAAAGAUGACAGCGUCUUCCACAGAGCAGCCUCCUACAGCGUGGCCGACAAGGCGCUGGGCAAAGAGACCGAGCGCAACGGGAACGUCAUUGUAACCCCCAUGAAGAAAGGCCAUCACUCAGAAAGUUUUGACAGUCUGUGUUGUUCCAGCUCCUCUGAGGGUCCCGUCUGUCCCGACUCACCUGACGGAGACGGCAAACUGUCUGAUGACGAGAACCCGAAGAAGAAGCACCGCCGGAACCGGACCACGUUCACCACCUUCCAGCUGCACGAGCUGGAGAGAGCUUUUGAGAAGUCGCAUUACCCAGAUGUGUACAGCCGAGAGGAGCUGGCCCUGAAGGUCAGCCUGCCGGAGGUCCGUGUGCAGGUGUGGUUUCAAAACCGACGGGCCAAGUGGCGACGGCAGGAGAAGCUGGAGGUGAGUUCCAUCAAGCUCCAGGACACCCCCUCCUCUUUGCUGUCCUUCAGCCGGUCCCCCACCAGCUCCCUGGGCUCCGGGCUGCCGCUGGACCCCUGGCUCACCACACCGAUCACCACCUCCACCUCCCUGCAGUCACUCCCUGGCUUCAUCGGUGCUUCGCAGGGCCUCCCGGGCAGCUACACCCCUCCUCCCCCUCCAGCCAUGCCCCCUUCCUUGCCGGCCUCCUUCCUCAACGCCCCUGCCCUGGGACACGGCGCUCAUCUGCCCCAUAUAGGCUCUAUGUGCCCCCCGCCUUCAGCAUACCCGUGUUCAACCGAUCCAAGGAACUCCAGUAUCGCCUCACUGAGGAUGAAGGCCAAGGAACAUAUCCAGUCUAUUGGGAAGACUUGGUGAAGUGUGGAAGUGUUUGAGGACGACCAGACACACAGACAGUGACUUCAUCCUCAUGCUGAUGGGAUCAUAACAUUUUCUGGAAUCUUUUUUUUUACUGUGAUUUUUUUUUUGUUGUUGUUCUUGUUGUUUUUUUGCUGAACUUUCAAAGAGUGAGAACCACUUCUGACAGCCAGGAUCAGAGGGAUCAUGUCCACGUUUAUGGCGGCUAUCUGAAGACUGAAACGCAUGUGAAAUCACUGUGAAGUGUGAAAGCUCUGUUUGUUGAUAGAUUGUUGUCUUUUGGUGGCUUUUCCUCUUUGCUCAUCUCUGCAAGCUGUUUUUCAUUCCAUCAUUUCAAAUCCAUUCAGCCCAAUCACAUUUUGUAUCCACGCUGUCUUGUACUGCCAACAUAACAAAUGCAAAGUAUCUAUUUAUUUUACUCCUGUAAACUCUCCUCAUUUGAGUAAUUGUUGAUUCAUUAUUCUUCCCUGCUGGUUUUGACCCAUUUAUAUGUUCUUCAUCAUGAAAAAUUCAUCGCCUGUGAUUAUUUUCUCUUUUUACUGUAUGUAAAUUUCAUACAAAUAACAUAAAAAUCUGAUCAAA
This is a messenger RNA of Myripristis murdjan (pinecone soldierfish), 1947 nucleotides long. It is a transcript of the gene rax, whose product is annotated as retinal homeobox gene 3. The coding region runs from base 436 to 1365 and encodes 309 amino acids. Gene Ontology annotation, molecular function: DNA-binding transcription factor activity, RNA polymerase II-specific; RNA polymerase II cis-regulatory region sequence-specific DNA binding. The transcript is spliced from 3 exons. The record is from RefSeq and is a predicted model, not a curated record. Gene Ontology annotation, biological process: positive regulation of transcription by RNA polymerase II. Lineage: Eukaryota; Metazoa; Chordata; Actinopteri; Holocentriformes; Holocentridae.